Messenger RNA from Miscanthus lutarioriparius, 1266 nucleotides. The record is from the annotation of a GenBank genome assembly. Lineage: Eukaryota; Viridiplantae; Streptophyta; Magnoliopsida; Poales; Poaceae.
AUGGAGACUCCUCAAAUCGAGAUGGGCGGUUUCAAGGUCAACAGCCCGCAAGUGCCCAACGGUGGGUUGCGGCCCACCGUGUCUUCUUCCUGGAACUCGCGAGGGACGGUCGAGAGGGCGCUCAAGAGCAUCAGGAUCGUCGUCUUCACUUCCAAGCUCAACUUGCUCAUGCCCUUCGGGCCUGCGUCCAUCAUUCUCCACUUCACGACUAGGAGGCAUGGAUUGGUUUUCCUUUUCAGCAUGCUAGGAAUAACACCUUUAGCAGAGCGAUUGGGAUAUGCGACUGAGCAGCUUGCAAUAUACACUGGUCCAACAGUUGGUGGCCUUCUGAAUGCUACAUUUGGAAACGCAACUGAAAUGAUCAUUGCAAUAUAUGCUUUGAAAAAUGGAAUGAUCCGAGUAGUGCAGCAGUCACUAUUGGGUUCCAUUUUGUCAAAUAUGCUGUUGGUUUUGGGCUGUGCUUUCUUUGCUGGUGGUAUUGUUCAUCGCAACAAAGACCAAGUCUUCAGUAAGGCAACUGCAGUUGUCAACUCAGGUUUACUGUUGAUGGCUGUCAUGGGAUUGAUGUUUCCUGCCGUUCUUCAUUUCACCCAUUCAGAAGUGCGGCAAGGAGCAUCAGAGGUUGCUCUUUCAAGGUUCAGUAGUUGUAUUAUGCUUGUGGCGUACGCAAGCUAUCUCUAUUUCCAAAUAAGUGGACGGAGCAACAUUUACAGUCCAAUAGGCAAUGAAGAGGCGCCUAAUGAGGAUACUGUGGAAGAAGAUGAAGAAGCUGAGAUUGGCAUGUGGGAGGCAGUAACAUGGCUUGCGGUGUUAACACUCUGGGUGUCUUUUCUUUCUGAGUACCUAGUUAACGCCAUUGAGGGAGCAUCUGAUUCAUUGAACCUUCCGGUGGCUUUUAUCAGUGUUAUUUUGCUUCCUAUUGUGGGUAAUGCAGCUGAGCAUGCAAGCGCAAUAAUGUUUGCCAUGAAAGAUAAACUUGACAUAACACUCGGUGUUGCAAUUGGUUCAUCAACACAGAUAUCAAUGUUUGUGAUUCCAUUUUGUGUUGUUAUUGGUUGGAUGAUGGGACAAAAGAUGGACUUGAAUUUUCAGCUAUUUGAGACAGCAACUCUCUUCAUAACAGUACUCGUGGUGGCAUUUAUGCUACAGGAUGGCACCGCGAACUACUUGAAAGGACUUAUGCUGAUCCUAUGUUAUCUAAUAGUUGCUGCCAGUUUCUUUGUUCAUGUUGAUCCACAAUCAAGUGAGUAUGAUUUUCAUAGUUAG